AUGCUUUCCAAUAGCACGAGGGAUCCCGACACCCGCCGCUUCUUCAGCCACCUGGACCAGAAGAUGUACAAAAUCCACCUCUCGGAGAUCCACGGUCGCUUGUGCAUCGGAUCCUCCGAGGGGUGGCUGAUCACCGUCGACGAGCUCUCGGAGCUUCACGCUCUCAAUCCGCUCACCAGGGCAUCCUUGGCUCUCCCAUCCGUCGCCACGUUCUUCGACAUCGCCGGUAUCGUCCGUGACUCUGACAGCCGCAUCACCGACUAUGUCAUUGGCUAUGAUAACCUGGGGGAGGUGCCGUAUGAAGUGGAGCACAUGCGCUCGUACUACUAUUUGAAGGCAAUCCUCGACCACUCCUCUGCAGCUGUGGCGGUCAUCCACGGAGAAUUCAACGAUCUGUCAUUCGCGCACGCUCCAACCACCAGUUCCGCGGAUCUUCUGGGACAUCAUCUUUCGCAAGGUGCUGGAGGAUGGAUCUACUUGAUGCUUGGCUUGUGCCAAGAUAUCUGGGCAGCAAACUGCAUGCAGAUUUUGAACGGCUACAGAAAUGAAAAGGCAUUGUGA
This is a messenger RNA of Elaeis guineensis (African oil palm), 561 nucleotides long. The record is from RefSeq and is a predicted model, not a curated record. NCBI's taxonomy places the organism in Eukaryota, Viridiplantae, Streptophyta, Magnoliopsida, Arecales, Arecaceae.